GGUCUCCCCGGUCUCCCCGGCGGGGCGGGGACAGGGGAAGCCCCGCCCCCUCCAGCCCCUCCUCGCCCCCGCCCCGCCCCCCCCGGGCGGAAGGGGCGGGGCCAGGCGUGACGUGGCGGGAUGGCGGAGCUCUACGUGAAACCGGGGAACCAGGAGCGUGGCUGGAACGACCCCCCCCAGUUCUCCUACGGGCUGCAGGCGCAGGCCGGGGGGGCCAGGCGAACCCCGCUCACCCGCCGGGCCCCCCCUCCGGCUGCGGGGGCCCCCCCAGGUGCUCCUCCAGAGCCGGCCGGGGCCCCCGCCGCCUCCGCCGCCUCCCCUGCGCCGCCCCCCCGGGCGCUGGGGCCGCCCCCCCUCGGGGCCGUCAGCCCUGCCCCGCGGGCGGAGGGCGGGAGGCCGAGCGCCGCAGCUCGACCGGAGGAGAGCGGCGUCCCCGCCGCCGCCGUCCUCGCCCCGCUGCGGGAGGCCCUCGCCGCCUGCCGCCCCACGGUGCAGAAACAAGUGUGCGACGACAUCGGGCGGCGGCUGACGGUGCUGGGCGACGCCUGGGCUCAAGGGAAGCUGUCGGCCCCGGUGAGGAAGAGGAUGAGCCUCCUGGUGCGAGAGCUGCAGCAACAGCACUGGGACGCGGCUGACGAGAUCCAUCGCUCGCUCAUGGUGGACCACGUGAAUGAGGUGAGCCAGUGGCUGGUGGGCGUCAAGCGCCUGAUCGCCGAGACGAGGAGCCUGCCUGCUGCAGAGUCGAUGGACGGCGGCGCCGAGGACGGGCCUGGCCAGGAGAAUCCCUGAUGCCGGGGACGGGGCUGCAGGCUGCGAGCGCAGCAGCCCAGGCCUGGGGCCGCUGACAGGAGAAGAGCCCCUGCUGCCUGAGUGGGUCUGGGCACCUCCUCUGCCUCCCAAUCCUUGCCCAGGAAAAGGGGAUUUUAAUCAUUGCAACAUUUUAGUGGCGAUUCACUUCAUGACGUUUAAUAAAACGGCACUAACCUGC
This is a messenger RNA of Aquila chrysaetos chrysaetos, 988 nucleotides long. RefSeq names its product steroid receptor RNA activator 1 (gene SRA1). The record is from RefSeq and is a predicted model, not a curated record. Gene Ontology annotation, biological process: regulation of transcription by RNA polymerase II. Gene Ontology annotation, cellular component: nucleus. The transcript is spliced from 5 exons. The coding region runs from base 121 to 789 and encodes 222 amino acids. Lineage: Eukaryota; Metazoa; Chordata; Aves; Accipitriformes; Accipitridae.